ACACACACACACGCGCACACACGCACACACGCACACACGCACACACACACACACACACACACACACACACACACACACACACACACACACACACACACACACACACACACACACACACACACACACACACACACACACACACACCCUGAACAUAUCAUCUUGUUUGCCCACACGGUCUGAGUGUUUCUGUCGCCGCUCGGCUCAGUCGUUGGCUCGUGCGCCUUUACGCAUGCGUGUGUUUGUUUGUUUGUUUGUUUGUAAGCGUUCUCUCUCUCUCUCUCUCUCUCUCUCUCUCUCUCUCUCUCUCUCUCUCUCUCUCUCUCUCUCUCUCUCUCUCUCUCUCUCUCUCUCUCUCUCUCUCUCUCUCUCUCUCUCUCUCUCUCUCUCUCUCUCUCUCUCUCUCUCUCUCUCUCUCCUUCUCUCUCUCCCCCUCUCCCUCCCCCCUCUCCAAGCAACCCGUACCGUUCGGCGCGUGUUCAUUCUUCUUCUCGCAGCGCGCAGAGGAGGAGAGGAGGCUGUUGGUUUCCUGCCGGCAUGGAGGCGCUAAAGGAGCCGCCGCACGCGCGUCGCUCCUCCUCGUUCAGCAUUCACAGCCUCCUGCGUGCAGACCGCGCGGACCGCGGGGAGCACGCGGCCCGCGGCCCCGACACGCCGUCACCGCGCGCCGCCUCGCCCGGGACGGUGGACGGCUCGUGCGCACGGACCCCGGACAAAGCAGACCGCGAGGAAGAGGAACAGGGCGAUGAGGAGGAGGAGCGCACGGAGGGGGAGGACGGCUGCGCGCGAUGCACCGAGGAUGACGACGACGACCUGCCGCCGUCGGAGAAGCGGGGCCCCGGUACCGUGACCGGGACCGGGAAAACCGACAAACCGCCGUUCAGCUACAACGCGCUGAUCAUGAUGGCGAUCCGCGGGAGCCCCGGGAAGCGGCUCACGCUCAACGGCAUCUACGAGUUCAUCAUGAAGAACUUCCCGUACUACCGGGAGCACCGGCAGGGCUGGCAGAACUCCAUCCGCCACAACCUCAGCCUCAACAAGUGCUUCGUGAAGGUCCCGCGCCACUACGACGACCCGGGGAAGGGCAACUACUGGAUGCUGGACCCCAGCAGUGACGACGUGUUCAUCGGCGGGACCACCGGCAAGCUGCGUCGGCGCUCCGCCACCUCGCGCGGCAAGCUGGCCAUGAAGCGCGGGCUCCGAUUCGCGCCACUGAGCCUGGGGAUGAGCGAGCGCGCAAGCAGCCCGCUGUACUGGCAGCUGUCCCCGUUCCUGUCGCUGCACCCGCACCACGCGCACUUCACCGGCGCCCCCGCGCCCCCCCAUGGCUUUCUGGGCCAGGCGCACGCUGGCUACGGGUCGCUGCUGCCGCCGGUGGAGCAGCUCGGGAACGGAGACCUCUCGCGCCCCGGUCCGCUGGGCAUGACGAACGGUUACGGGAUGGGCUCGUGCUCGCCCCCCGUCGGGCUGCUAUCCGGACAGACCACCGGAUAUUACGUCUCCGGGAACCAGCACGCGCCGCCACCGUCUCACCUGCCGCAGGGCGGCCACGCGCCGUUCGGCGGCCUCACGAGCGGCUCGCAGCUCACGGACCCGCUCAGAUCCACAACUCUCCCGUCCUUUUCCCCGGGAGGCUCGAGCGGGUUCCCCGGUGUGCUCUCCCACCAGAAGCGCGUGACGCCGAACGCGUUCUUAAACUGAACCUCCGCACGACCCGCCGAGGACGCACGCAGCGCGCGGAAACUAGAGGGCCGAUAGGAGGGGUAACACUGAGUAACCCCCCCCCCCCCCCCCCACCAGAGGGGUCUGUGGGACAGAGGGGUUGAGGUAA
Molecule: messenger RNA, 1828 nt
Organism: Gadus macrocephalus (Pacific cod)
Lineage: Eukaryota; Metazoa; Chordata; Actinopteri; Gadiformes; Gadidae
Product: forkhead box protein G1-like
Exons: 1
Coding region: 535-1698 (387 amino acids)
Biological process (GO): regulation of transcription by RNA polymerase II
Cellular component (GO): nucleus
Molecular function (GO): DNA-binding transcription factor activity; sequence-specific double-stranded DNA binding
Source: RefSeq, a predicted model, not a curated record